GGCUGUCAUCUCCCUUGAGGAGUGGCUCUCAAAUUUGUGCGCAACUGUGAUGUCCCCGGGAAGCUUCCCGAGCAGCACAAAUUCUCCAGUCCUCCUUCCUAGAGAUCUUCACUCAGAGGUCAGAACUGUGGAUUUUUGUCAGCUGCCCCAGUGUGCAUGAAACCGUGAGCCACAGAGUUCUUCAUUAUGUCCGAUGGAGAUUACGAUUACCUCAUCAAGUUUUUAGCAUUGGGUGACUCUGGAGUAGGGAAGACCAGUGUACUUUACCAAUACACUGAUGGCAAAUUUAAUUCCAAGUUUAUCACCACAGUGGGCAUCGACUUCAGGGAAAAGAGAGUGGUGUACAGAGCCAGUGGGCCCGAUGGCGCCGUGGGUAGAGGCCAGAGGAUCCACCUGCAGUUAUGGGACACAGCGGGGCAAGAGAGGUUUCGUAGCUUGACAACAGCAUUCUUCAGGGAUGCGAUGGGUUUUCUUCUCCUUUUUGAUCUGACGAAUGAACAAAGUUUCCUCAAUGUCCGAAACUGGAUAAGCCAGCUGCAAAUGCAUGCCUACUGUGAGAACCCAGAUAUAGUGUUAUGUGGAAAUAAAAACGAUCUGGAAGACCAGAGGGUGGUGAGAGAAGAGGAGGCAAGAGGCCUUGCAGAGAAAUACGGAAUCCCCUACUUUGAAACCAGCGCUGCCAAUGGGACCAACAUAAGCCAAGCGAUUGAGAUGCUCCUGGAUCUGAUCAUGAAGCGGAUGGAGCGCUGUGUGGACAAGUCCUGGAUCCCCGAGGGCGUGGUACGCUCCAAUGGCCACACAGCCGCCGAUCAGUUAGGGGAAGAGAAGAAGGGAAUGUGUGGCUGUUGAACCAUCAAGAGAGCAUCACAGUGAGCCAGGUGGCCCACACCUGUCAUCUCUGUGCUUCACACACGGCCCCGGGAGAUGGACAGGCCCUGGGCCACACUGCUUCCCACCACGUCCAUUAGACUUGCUAAUCAAGCAUCCAGCUUUCAGAUCCAUUUGUUCUAGC
Messenger RNA from Dipodomys spectabilis (banner-tailed kangaroo rat), 1012 nucleotides. RefSeq names its product RAB27A, member RAS oncogene family (gene Rab27a). NCBI's taxonomy places the organism in Eukaryota, Metazoa, Chordata, Mammalia, Rodentia, Heteromyidae. Gene Ontology annotation, cellular component: melanosome; secretory granule. Gene Ontology annotation, molecular function: GTPase activity; GTP binding. Gene Ontology annotation, biological process: positive regulation of exocytosis; melanosome transport. The record is from RefSeq and is a predicted model, not a curated record. The transcript is spliced from 6 exons. The coding region runs from base 187 to 849 and encodes 220 amino acids.